This is a messenger RNA of Leopardus geoffroyi (Geoffroy's cat), 8225 nucleotides long. Its product is annotated as tripartite motif-containing protein 34-like. NCBI's taxonomy places the organism in Eukaryota, Metazoa, Chordata, Mammalia, Carnivora, Felidae. The coding region runs from base 323 to 2167 and encodes 614 amino acids. The record is from RefSeq and is a predicted model, not a curated record. The transcript has 18 exons. Gene Ontology annotation, molecular function: protein binding; zinc ion binding.
CUAGAGAACCACUGAGGUAAAACAUUUCAUACCCAGUGGCCCUACAGGACUGUAGCCCCUUGGGCCCAGAAGCUCCUUCCCCUUCCUUCUUCCUGCCAGCCCUGAGGUUUCACUUUCACUUCCCAGCCGGCUGGUCAGGAGCUGCUACAUGCAGGCCCAGCGCCUGUUCCCUGUUCAGUCAGUAAAUGCUGACCACGCCCGCCCUGGCUUUGCUUCGCCACUAAAAUCAGGAGUCAAGACUUCUCCGCUGGGGCCUCAAGGAGUCUUUUAAGCAAGAAGAGCCUCGGGAGUAAGGACAGGAAGAAGCCAGGGGACACGUACUAUGGCUUUAAAAAUCCUGAACAUACAAGACGAGGUGUUCUGUCCCAUCUGCCUGGAGCUUUUGACAGAAUCCCUGAGCCUAGACUGUGGCCACAGCUUCUGUCAAGCUUGCAUCACUGCAAACACCAAGGAGGCAGAGAUCAGACUAGAAGGGGAAAACAGCUGUCCUGUAUGUGGUGUCAGAUACUCCCUUGAAAACCUAUGGCCUAAUCAGCAUCUGGCUAACAUAGUGGAGAAAAUCAGAAAGGUCCAGUUGAACCCAGAGGAGGAGCUGAAGAGAGACCUCUGUGUGCGCCAUGAAGAGAAACUCCUGCUCUUCUGUAAGGAAGAUAGGAAGAUCAUUUGUUGGCUUUGCGAGCGGUCUCAGGAGCACCGUGGUCACCACACAUUCCUCGUGGAGGAAGUAGUCAAGGAAUGUCAGGAGAAGCUCCAGGCUGCUCUGGAGAGGUUGAAGACAGAGCAGCAGAAAGUUGAGAAGCUGGAAGCUGACAUCAGAGAAGAGAGAACUUCCUGGAAGUACCAGAUACAGACUGAGAGACAAAGGAUAAGAACAGAAUUUAAUCAGCUUAGAAGCAUCCUGGACAGUGAAGAGCAGAGAGAACUGCAAAAAUUGGAAGAAGAGGAGAAGAGAAUACUGGAUAACUUGGCUGAGGCUGAGGAUGAUCUGGCUCAGCAGAACCAACUGGUGAAAGAACUUAUCUCAGAUCUGGAGCAUCGCAGUGAAUGGCCAACAGUGGACCUGCUGCAGGACAUGAGUGGAAUCAUGAAAUGGAGUGAGAUCUGGACACUAAGGAAGCCAAAAACUGUUUCAAGAAGACUGAAGAGUUCAUUCCAUGCUCCAGAUCUGAGGGCAAUGCUGCGCAUACAUAGAGAGCUAACACAUGUCCAGUGCUACUGGGGGAUCUGUGAGCAAGAAGAGCCACAGACGUCGGGACAGGGAGCAGCUGCUAUGGCUUCUGAACUCCUGAAAUGCUUACAGGAGGAAGUGACCUGCCCCAUCUGCCUGGACAUCCUGACACAGCCCCUGAGCCUAGACUGUGGCCACAGCUUCUGCCAGGCCUGCAUCACUGCAAAGACCAAGGAGUCCACGACAAACCAAGGAGGGGAGAGCAGAUGCCCUGUGUGCCGAAUCAGAUACUGUCCUGGGGAGCUGCGUCCUAACUGGCAUGUGGCCAACAUAGUGGAGAGGCUCAGAGAGGUCAAGGUGAGCCCCGAGGAGGGGCAGAAGAUAAAUCUCUGUGAGCGCCAUGAAGAGAAACUCCUGCUUUUCUGUAAGACGGAUGGGAAGGUCAUUUGCUGGCUUUGCGAACGGUCUCAGGAGCACCGCGGUCACCACACUGUCCUCGUGGAGGAAAUUGCCCAGGACUACCAGGAGAAGCUCCAGGAAGCUCUAUGGAAGCUGAGGGAAGACCAGCAGGAAGCUAGGAUGUUGGAAGCUGGUAUCGGAGAAGAGAGAACUUCCUGGAAGAAACAAAUGCAAACUGAGAGACAAAGUAUCCAGGCACAGUUUAAAAAACUGAAGGACAUCCUGGAGUAUGAGGAGCUGAGGGAGCUGCAGAAUUUGGAAAACGAGGAGAAAGCUGUUCUUGGCAGCCUGGCUGAAGCUGAGGAUGAACUGGCCCAGCACAGCCAGCUGUUGACCGGCCUCAUCUCGGAUCUGGAACAUCGGCUGCAGGGGUCAACGAUGGACAUGCUGCAGGAUGUGAAUCACCUCAUGGAAAGGAGCAGGGUCUUGAGUCUGAAGAAACCAAAAACUUUUCUCAAGGGACAAAGGAACACAUUCCGAGUUCUUGAUCUGAAAGAGAUAAUACAAGCCUUUAAAAAAGCUCACGUGAUUCCACACUGACCCCAAAAUACGACGUAUUUUGGCAUUUCUACGGGACGAAGACCAGUGAGAUAUAUGUGCUGGUGGAAAUCAAAUAAUGCAUGUAACAGCGAUUAUGGUGUCCCGGGCUCCCUGGUUAUCAGUUCGGGGAAACAUUACUGGGAGUUUGAUCUUGGGGGGUAUAUGAUAGAACAUGCCCAGAAUCCAAUACGAUAUUUCAUGUUAGACGUACUUAAAAUUACCAACAUGUUUACUUUGGGUAUCAACCUAAUAUGGCUACUGCGUUAAAGGGUUACAGAAUCAACUUGAAUAUGAUGCUUUUGAGGAGUCCUCCUUCUCUGACCCCUUCGUCUUAAUCCUGGCCUUUCCUGUUCCUCCCCAUUGUGUUGGAGUUUUCCUAGACUACAAGGCUGGCACCGUCUCCUUUUUCAAUGUCACAAACCAUAGGUUUCUCAUCUAUAAAUUCUCUUCAUGUUCCUUUUCUCAGAAAGCUUUUCUGUAUUUCAACCCUGCGAAAUAUACUGACCCCCAUGACUCUGUGCUCGCCAAGCUCUUGAACCUUCUUACACCCCUACUUAUUUCUUUGUAGUUGCGCUUGCCUUAGGUACACCUAAUGCAUUGAGUCUGUCUCACCGUGUGUCCCUUGCUGCCUUCCUUUUCUCUACGUGAACACCUUCAUUCAUCAGCAGGGUGUACAAUUUGCCUUGAAUAAUGUUUUUCCCAGUAUGAUGUUUGCAUUAGGAAAGAAUCCCUGUUCAUAAUUUUCCAUAGUCCCAACGGAAAAAAAAAAAAAGGGCUGAUGCCUCAUAAAGAUCAUUAUUGAGGGAAUGACUCUGCCAAAUUGUUACAAUCCAUUUCCUCUGUCAUGACUAAAAAGAUGAAGGAAAGCUUUUCAACAAUUUUGAUGUAUUAUCAAAGACCUAAGUGUAGGAAUUAUUCACUAAAGACUGAACCCUUAGUGGUGUGUCAGUGUUCUCAUGAUGCCUCUUACUUAUCAAAGAGUUCGGGAGAAAAUGAGAAAAUAUCAUAAAUAGUAAGAAUGAAAGUUUAUGUUCAGCGUGUCUAAGUUCCUGUCCUGUCUCCACACAUAGCAAAUGCAACCUUGAAUAACAUACAUUAAUGUUGUGUUUAUUUUCUUAAAAUAAGCUUGGUGUAAAAACUGCACUGUACUUAGGAUCAUUGUGAGAAAAUAAAUGUCAUUAAAAAUAAAGCAUCUAGGGGCACCUGGGUGGCUCAGUUGGUUAAGCGUCCGACUUUGGCUCAGGUCAUGAUGUUGCAGUUCGUGGGUUUGAGCCCUUCGUCGGGCGCUGUGCUGACAGCUCAGAGCCUAGAGCCUGCUUCAGAUUCUGUGUCUCCCUCUCUCUCAAAAAAAAUUAAAAAUAAAUAAAUAAAACAUUAAAAAAUAAAAAUAAAGCAUCUAAGUGUCUCAAAUUAUUAAUAAAUAUUAUAAAUAAGUGCUCUACUAAUUCCUAAAAAAUAUAAGCUCUGUCAGUGUCUCAUGAAAUUCUGUGGGAUUCAGUUUUCUCAUUUGUAAAAAGAAAAGAAAAAAAAAAGUACCUGAUGUAGAAUUGUGAAAAUUAACAAACAGAAUGUUUUCUAGUACAUAAGCAGGAUCCAAUAAGGUGUCUAUUCAUUUUUUGGUUCCUUCUCACUGUGACCAAAAUAAAUGAUCUUAAGAAUACAUAUUAGCUUUCUUUCAACAUUAGUACCUUCAUUUUGUUUUAAGAAAUAAAAUAACUUCAUUAAAGAAUUUCAGCUUUCUUUAAAUUUUAGCUGAUUGUAAAAUAAAUUAAUUUUUUUUGCAUAGAUACCUAGUCUUUUUUUUUUAAUUUUUUCUGCAGUAAUUCUGUUUCAUUGAAGUUAAAUAUUCAUUUGAGAUGUUGGCCCAGCUUUAAAAGUUACUAUUCACAGUGAUGCCGUACAAGAAGUACAAUCAUGGGAUUUCUUAGCAAUGGUGUAGAGGGAUACAAAUGAAAGAUCUCCCACUCUGGGCCCAUGUUUUCAGCCUGAAAAAACCACAGGCCACAGGAAGUAAUGUGGUUCAAGUGUACUGGUACAGAAAGAUUAAACAACAGGCAUUGAGCCCUACAGGAGUCUGAGCAAGAAGAGCCUCAGUUGUCAGGAAAGGAAGAAGCCAGGGGAGCACUGCAAUGGAUUUUCUGGCACAGCUAAACUUUAAGAGGGAGUUGACCUACCCCAUCUGCCUGGAGCUUCUGACAGAGGCCCUGAGCCUGGACUGUGGCCACACCUUCUGCUGAGAUUGCAUCACUGCAAAGAACAGGGACUCACCAAGGAGGGGAGAGCAACUGUCCUGUGUGCCAGUGCAAAUAUCAGCUUCAGAAUCUCUGACCUAACCACCCUCUGGCCGGCAUUGUGGAGAGAGUCAGGGAAAAUAGGAGCCCACAGAAGAAAAAGUUCUGUGAGAAUCAUGGAAAAACACUCUGUGUCUUCUGUAAGGAGCAUGGGAAGGCUGGUUGCCAGCACACUGCAGUGUCUCAGGAGUAUCACGGUCAUCAUAUAGUCCUCACAGAGAAGGUGGUCAAGGAAUGUCAGGAGAAACUCCAGGCAAUUCUGAAGAAGCUGAGGAAGGAGCAGCAGAAAGUAGAAGAGCUUGAAGUUGGCAUCAGAGAGGAGAGAGAUUCCUGGAAGGCAGGAAAAUAUUUCCUGAGGGAGUUCUGAGGCAGGAAACAAGGCAGCAUCUUAGUCCAGUCACAAGGAGGCCCCUUUCUCUUGGUUACCUCACAAUUUAUGAGUUCAGAAGAUAUUUGAUUAGUCCUCAUUUCAUUCCUUCCCUGUUGGAAUUGGGUUCCAGAGGGUAGACACAUCACAAAUAAAACCAAAAAUUUGGAGGUGAAGGCAUAGGAGAAAGCCAUGUAAAAAUGACUAAUGAAUCUCAUGUUCCAUAUCCAUCAUCAAGUUUGAGGCACUAAUACUUCCAGAAAACAUACUGAGAAAAGCCCAGUGUUCCCUAUUUAGGAGGUGUGGGUGGAAGGGCUUACUAUACAGUGUGGCAUGAUUAUCCAGGACAGAUAUCUGCAAGCCAAGCCUCAUCCAGGUGUCAUAUUGUGUCUGAGGGUGGGCCCUGCUAAAGUAGACUUUAAUAUAUUCCUUUGGAAGAAACUCAAAGGAAAGUCAUGGGGAAAUGGCUUUCUCAGUAGUUGCUCACUACCUCAUUGAGAAGUCCCUGAGGAAGAUAAUUCUUGUCUUGGCUCCCAGGCCCAGACAAAGUAGGCCUUUGGCCAUACAGACUGACUGCCUCUUUCUCUUCCCAUCCCCAAAGAAUCAUAUGCAGACUGAGAGACAAAGGAUUCUGAAAGAGUUUAAUGAAAUGAAAGGCCUCCUGGACAGCAAGGAGAAGAGGGUGUUGCAAAAGCUGGAGGAAGACAAAGUAAAUGUGUUGGAUAACUUGGUAGUGGCCAGAGACCAGCUGGACUGGCAGAGGCAGUACUUGAGAGGGCUCAUCUCACACAUUGAGCAUCUGAUAUGGGGGUCCUCAGAAGACAUGCUGCAGGAUUUAAUUAAUGUCAUGAGAAGGUAUGUGUGGGAGACCAGGAGUGAGACCUGGAUUUUGAAGAAGCCACAUAUUGUUUCCAAGAAACCAAAGAGUACAUACCAAAUACCAGAUCUGAAAGGGACGCUGCAAAUGUUUAAAGGUAAGGAGAGUCAGAGGAAGGGUGUGGGUGUCAAAUUGUUGUAGUAUCGGGGCAAAAUGGGGAAGAGGAUGUGGUUUCUAGAUGAGGAUAAAAGAGAGGACAUAGGCCUGACAAGCGGAGAUAGAUAUAUUGUGUGGAAGAUGCGAUCAUAUCUAAGGGGGAAUGGUCAAGGUGUCUGAUUCAUCAUUUCAUUCACCAGUUGAUAGCCACACAGGGCCUCGUGCUUCCAUUCUAGUGAGAAGCCAGGUAUCAGUGUUUUAUCCCUUUGCUUUUAACAACGUCAUUGAAACUUUUGUCAUUUCAGAGCUGACAGAGGUUCAACGCUACUGGGGGAAGGAGUUACAGGUUCUUCAAACUGCCAUGUUCUGAUCCCUUUUAGAAGUUGUGGUUACUAUCAGGUCCCAUGAUCUUAGCUUCAUGUGCUCCUCCCCAAACAUGCAUGCAUACCACAGUUCUUAAGUGUGCUACUCAUCUCUGACCCAUCAACAUGAGUUCCUCCCAGUCAGUUCCUGAUGUUCCACCUCAAAUGUCACAAGACACACCUGCUCUGUAUCCUUCACCCAACCCUGUCAUUUUUCCCACAGUGGACGUGAUGCUGAAGCCGGUCAAUGCUAUUUUGAAUAUUACCAUUUCUGUGGAUAAAAGACAGGUAAAAGACAGGUAAAAGGCAUAUAAGAUUUCUCUCUUCAAAAUAUACAUCUAUGUGGUUUCUAUCUUUAUGAUGUCUUGGGCUGCCAGCAUUUCUCCUGAAGCAAGUAUUGCUGGGAAGUAGAUGUGUCUGAGAAGAUUGCCUGGAUCCUGGGGGUGCACAGUAAAGCAAGAAGCCCCAAGAGAAAAGGGAGUUCUGGGUUUGUUUUUGACCCGAAUGUAUAUCUUCCAGAUGUUUACUCCAGACACAAACCUCAAUUUGGCUACUGGGUUAUUGGGUUACAGAAUGAAUCUAGUUAUAAGGUUUUUGAGGAGUCUUCCACCUUUGAUCCCAAGGUCUUGACUCUGCAUGACUGUCCCUCCCCGUAUUGGGGUUUUCCUAGACUAUGAAGCAGGCAUUGUUCCAUUUUUCAAUAUCAUAAACCAUGGGUCACUCAUCUACCAGUUUUCUAGAUGUCAGUUUUUUCAGACUACUUAUCCAUAUUUUAAUACUUGGAAUUGUCCAGGCUCCAUCAUCCUGUGCCCACCAAGCUCCUGAACCUUCUUGGCACCCCCCUCACUUUUGUGUAGUGCUCCUUGUCCUUGGGGCUCAUCUCCUACACCUGAGCUCAUCUGCACCAUUCUGAAACCUCUUCCUUCUUUUCUCCAUCUUUUAUUUUAGAAUGUCUUUGGAAGAGUCUGCUAGCACUGCUGUAACAAAUUACCACAGAGUGGGUGGCUUAAACAACAGAAAUUUCUUGUCUCGCAGUUGUGGAGGCUGGAAGUCUAACACCAAGGUGCCAGCAAAGUUGGCUUUUUUCUGAGGGCUGUGAGGGAAGGGUCUGUUCCUUGCAUUGUAGGUGGCUGUCUUCUCUCUGUGUCUAUUCAUAUUACCUUCCCACUGUUGCAUGCCUCUGUGUCUAAAUCUCCCCUUUUCUAAGGACACUAAUCAGAUUGGAGCAGGGCCCAUCCUAAUUACAUCAUUUGACUUAAUCACCCCUGUAAAGACCCUCUCUCCAAAAGAUCACACUGAAAUAUUGGGGAUUAGGAUUGUAACAUAUGAACUUAAGGGGAACACAAGUCAACUCAACAGUCUCUUGCAUGUCUUUGCCAUGCAGCGAAAGCUUUAACCUUUUUCUACAUAAUAUUUUGUUCUCACUAGGAAAGAAUAUUUUUUUUCUUGUUCGUUUUUGUUUAUUAUGAGGAGAGGAUGCUUCUUUGCAAAGGGAACACAUGUAAUCCUUUCUGUAGAAAGACCAGUAUUGCUGUACCACAUCUGACAUCUCUUUUCCUCAUUCCCUCUGCUGUUUAAUGGAAUUAACAAGGAAAACUUAUCAAUUCUACCCCUAUACAUAGGACUUAGGACAGUGCAUAGGAAUCUGUCAUUUGGUAGUGAAUCCUUCAGAGUGUGUUGCUUUACAAUGGCACCCCUUUAUAUGACGGAGUUAAAGCAGAAGUGCACAAAUAAAAUAUUUACCAAGAGUGGAUUUUUGGUGCUCAGUUUCUGAGGUCAAAUCUCAUGUCUUUACUUACAAUUUGUGUAAAUUUGAACAAGUUACUUAGCACCUCUUGGUCUCAUUUUCCUAAAAUAAAGAUUCAUGUGAAAGAUUGUACCUACUUCCUAGGGUCACUUUGAGAAACCAAAUUUUAUUAGAUGUGAAGCACUUAUCUAAGAGUCUUACAUGAAAGAGUAAACAUUUGUUAUUGCUGAAAAAAUAUAAGCUGUAUUAAUAAGGAACAACUUUUUGUUUUGUUCUGGUUUGGCUUUGCUUUAAUAAAAUGAUAAUUGGCUCACUGAA